CAGUACUAAGAACUUGACACAUUAAAUAAAUAAAUUACUAAUAGUUCUAAAAUUUCCUGAAAUUAUGACAAGCAUUGACAGACGUCAAACAGUACGGUUAAAUCAACAUAACCUAGUUUAGUGACAUCGAUUAGUUUCCAGUGUUUAUUUAUGGAUUUUAGAGUGAGAUUAGUAUGUCCUACGACAAAGAUAAGAAGUUGUCGUUGUGGACGACACAAUUAAAAAUAGACACUUUCGCGUCAACACCACAAUAAGACAUUUCAAACUGUCUAGUACAAAUCAUAGUUAUUAAAAAACAUUCAAGCACACAAAACGGAUCAUGUCCACAUCCAGUGUUUGUACAGUUAAUUACAUCCCGGGAUAAUUGAAACAAUGUCGUGUAAUAGUUUCGAUACACAAUCAUGUAACUUUUCAGCCAUACAUGCUUCCAUAUCCGGCCCGGCGGUUGUGGUUAAUAAUCGUUAUGGAUUUAAUUAAUUUAAUGGCACAAUAAAAUAACCCAAUUAAGCAAACAAAACCAUUUGGUAAAUGAUUAUGUGACAUCACCAUGACACUAUCAGCAGUAAAAUAUCAUUCACUAAUCUAAUCUUCAUGUAAGUAACUCCAUUUUUCGUCAAUCUCAAAAUUCGCAGUGAUUAAGUGCACAUUCAAAAAAAUAUGGAGAGGGUGGCCACACCGGAAAAUCAAAAAAGCCUUUACGACCCGCCGCCCUAUUGCGUCGAGGAAGUGGCACCAAAAGAAUUAAUUGUCGACAGCCACCCGACGCCGCCACUUGUCGUCUCGAGCCCCGGAAAAAUCCUAAAUCUCAUCUCGUCGCUCACGAACAACUCCACCAAAUUGCUCGAGUACAAAAUCAACCUCUAUUUAAAAGAUGAAAGUGACGCAAAGAGGGUGUUCAUGAUCAACUUGUUGAGCGUGUCCGAGGAGGCCGUGGUGCAGGUCAACACAGACAAAAUAUUGGAAUCACCAAGAAGGACUCCACUAACUGAGGACGAGAUUAACAAUCUUGUGGAGUACAAGGACGACACGCUAAAGUGUGCGGAAGUAUUGGAGCCGAAAAUUCAGGGUCUGUUGCAGGAAGUCUUGUCUGAUGAUCACCACAAUGACAUAUUCCUGGUGCCCAUCAUUUCUAAGGGAAGAAAGAGGUAUUAUUGCCCGGGUCAGGCGGAGGUGUCGCCGGUCUACCUAAUCUGUUUCGUGCGACCGAAACGUGACCCGGAAUAUGUGACCCGCCUCGUCAACGAAACGUUCAAGUACUGCCUGACGGUGCUGCUGAACACGCGGGAAAUGGAGGAGGAGUGUCGCCUCAAGAAGCAAUGUCAGUCAUUGCUGUCGGUGGCCAGGAGGUUGUUCUCGCACCUCGGCGAUCUCAGUGAUCUUCUUAAGGAGAUUAUGUCGGAGGCCAGACGUCUGACCAACGCCGAACGUUGCUCCUUGUUCCUCCUGGACCCGGACCACAUGCACCUGGUGGCCAAGGUGUUCGACGGCGUCAGCCCGGCGGACAAGAACACCGAAGUACGCAUCGCCAAGGAUCAAGGCAUUGCCGGCCACGUCGCCGCCACGGGAAAGCUGCUCAACAUAAAGAAUGCGUACAAACACCCGCUGUUCUACAAAGGCAUGGACGAAGCCACGGGCUUCAAAACCCGCAACAUCCUCUGCUUCCCGAUUCGAGACGAAGGCAACAUCGUCGGGGUGGCCCAGCUAUGCAACAAAAUCGACGGACACUUCGACUACUUCGACGAACAGGUGGCGAACGCCUUCAGCAUCUACUGCGGCAUCUCCAUCAUGCACAGUUUGGUGUACAAGAAAAUGCAGGACGCGCAGGCCAGGAGCAAGCUGAGCAACGAACUGAUGAUGUACCACAUGCAUGUGAGCGACCAGAACGUGGCCGAUUUGGCGUUGUGCAAGAGCCCGCAUUUGCAUCCGGAGUUUGCCAGCUUCUCGUUCACACCGCGCAAGAUCAUAUUCUCGGAGACGCCCUGCUACGUCGUCAAGAUGUUCGAGGAUUUGGGUUUCAUUAAUGAUUUCAUGAUCAAACGCGAGUCGUUGGCACGGUUUGUUUUGUACGUGAAGAAGGGGUACAGGGAUGUGCCCUACCAUAACUGGAUGCACGCGUUUUCCGUUGCCCAUUUCGCCUAUCUGUGCUUGAAGAACUUCCAGCUGGUGGAGAAGAAAUACUUUAGUAAAAUAGAGGCGAUGGCGUAUUUAAUAUCAUGCCUAUGUCACGACAUCGACCACAGGGGCACAACGAACGCGUUCCAGCAACAGUCGAACAGUGUCUUGGCCAGUUUAUAUUCAAGCGAAGGCUCAGUCAUGGAACGACAUCACGUCUCCCAAACUCUCUGCAUAUUAAACACUGAUGGCUGUAACUUCUUGGAAUCUCUAAAUCAUGACGACUAUAGCAAAUGUUUGGAUCUCAUAAACGACAUGAUUUUAGCUACGGAUUUGGCCACUCACUACAAGAUCCACAACAAGCAAUUGGUUAUGGCAAAUGAGGGUUACCGGCCAAGAGACCCUGAGCACCGCUACUUCCUGUCCUGCUUGCUAAUGACCUGCGCAGACCUCUCUGACCAGACCAAGGAUUGGGUGGAAACUAAGAACGUCGCGCAGCUAAUAUACGCCGAAUUUUUCGCACAAGGUGACCUGGAGAAGAAAAUGGGACGCGAACCGGCCAACAUGAUGGAUCGAGAAAAGGCCUCGAUUCCGGACCACCAAUUGGUCUUCCUCAAGGACUGCGUCAUUUGCAUAUUCAAGCUAUUGGCGACACUCUUCCCCAAAUGCAAGAUCCUCAUCGACACAAUCAAACAAAACAUUCUGUGCUGGGAGGCCGCGAAGCUGGUGUUCGACCGCAUGUCGGUGGAGGGCGUGAUGUCCUACGAGGUGUUGGCCAGCGAAGAACUGGCGACGGAGGUGAAGACACUGUUAGAGACCAUCGAACGGAAGGAACCCACCGAAAUGUAUUAGCCGGGCAUAUCUGGUGAAACGUAAAAAAGACGCAAGGAGCAAUAAUGAGGGUAAAACGUCAUAUCUUGUACAAGUAACGAAACUAAAACGAACAGGGUGUGGGAAAAUAUCCAAUCAAAUCAGUAGUACUUAAGUGUUGAUGCUUGAAUUCUGGGUCCAGUCGGUUUCCCCUAUAAGAUCCGAUUUGUUUCGAACGGAGAAUAGACCUUAGUAUCUAAGCUUAAACACUUUUUGGCUUAUGCUGGUGGAUCCAUAUCAUAGCGUUAUUGUGUAACAAAAAUGUAGUCGUUAGUUCGUCUAUUCUUCUUUCAGUUUUACGUGUAACGUUGUAUUCUAGUCAGUGUUCCAAAGCUUUUUAGUAGACCAUUUUUCGGCCUAUUUGUUUUUGUCUUCCACGUGUCGACUGAAUUAAGAAAAUUGAUGCAAUAAUUGUUAUUAAUUAAAACAUAGUAUUUAUGUCACAAACCAUAGUAGUCCAUGUAGGCUUUCAUUCUGGUCUUAAAGGGGAAUCUAUGAUAUUAAUUAUGUAGAUCUCUGGUUUUUCCUGAUAUUGCAUAUAUUUUUGUACACGUUGGUUUAUUAACCAAUGAAUUGCUGGUUAAAAAGUUCUAUUGUUAACCUGUUGUGUAAUUAAAAAUUAUUGAUGGUUUUAGGAACUAAACAAUAUUAACUUAUAAAACGCUACUUCAAUUAUGUUAUAUGUUACAUAGCUUUAUAUUGAACUGUUGUACAAUGAUGUAGAAACGUCAAAUCAAAUAUAAGUGUACCUGUGCAAAUU
Molecule: messenger RNA, 3742 nt
Organism: Aethina tumida (small hive beetle)
Lineage: Eukaryota; Metazoa; Arthropoda; Insecta; Coleoptera; Nitidulidae
Product: cGMP-dependent 3',5'-cyclic phosphodiesterase
Exons: 9
Coding region: 658-2964 (768 amino acids)
Biological process (GO): positive regulation of gene expression; cGMP catabolic process; negative regulation of receptor guanylyl cyclase signaling pathway
Cellular component (GO): synaptic membrane; mitochondrial inner membrane; cytosol
Molecular function (GO): 3',5'-cyclic-GMP phosphodiesterase activity; protein homodimerization activity; 3',5'-cGMP-stimulated cyclic-nucleotide phosphodiesterase activity
Source: RefSeq, a predicted model, not a curated record